UUAGCCAUAACAAAAAGGAAUUCUUAACAUAUCAUACCUAUUGUUAAUUUGUGUCAUAUUGUAUGAAUUGCAGUUCGUAACGUACCAUACGAAAUAGAUGACAUGUACAAAUUAAUACAUACCAUAUGUAACAUAUACUAAUUUGAGUGUCCCAGAUUUACUAUGUAACGUCUACCUGUGAGUCCAGGUUGGUGUGCAACACCGUUUGUCUCUCUCUCUAUCCCUCUCGCUCUCUGUGUGUGAGAGAAAGAGAGAGCGCUCUAGGACAUGUUGUGGCAUGUAAUGAGUAAUGAGUUCACGUUAGUGUGCAUAGUAUGAGACAAACUGUGAGAAUUUUUAUUAUUAUUGUGGACCCUAAUUGACUGAUUACUCAUCAUACAUCUAAUAAACCUGUUAGUCCCCUCACUGAGAAGGUUUUGUCCUUUUUCCUCUUAUCCAGCCAUCCAGGAGAAGCCAUGCAGAAAGCACAUCAUGAAGCCGCCUUUGAACCACCAGGAUACGAGGAAAGAGAGCCUGCCUAUUGGAACCCUGGGGACCAGCAUCAGCAUGGUAGAGAGUGACCUCUUACUGGAGUCCUUGACUGGUUUUGCCUUGGUGGUGGGCACAGAUGGGUUGAUAUUCUACGUCUCUACCUCCAUUGUUGACUACCUGGGCUUUCAUCAGACGGAUGUGAUGCAUCAGAAUGUAUUUGAUUAUAUACAUGUGGAGGAGCGGCAGGAGUUCAGAAGACAGCUCCACUGGGCCAUGAACCCCGGGUCCCAGGGGGCCUCCCUGGACCAGCACUCGGCCACAGUAACUGAUGAUGACUUUGUGAUGAGCAGUCCCUUUAACGCCCUGGAGCCUGACGGUGUUCCUCUAGAGCUCACCUCUUUCCUGACUCGCUGUUUCAUCGCCCGGGUCCGCUGCUUAUUGGACAGCACCUCAGGCUUUCUGAGCAUGCAGUUCCAGGGCAGCCUGAAGUUCCUGCAGGGCCAGAAGAAGAAGACAGAGUCCGGGGCACUGCUGCCCCCCCAGCUGGCCCUGUUCUGUGUGGCCGUUCCCCUCAUGAUACCCUCCAUCACAGAGCUGAAGAUGAAGAACAUGACGGCCAGGAGCAAGAACAAGGGCCCCGUCAUCACCACACUGGAUAAGCACAGCACUACCAGAGAACCCUGCCACUACACCCCAUGGACACCCCUCUCCAAAGACGGCACCAGGUACAAGAACGACAGCUACUACACCCAGGAGGAGCCCCUGAACUUCUGCCUAUCCUCCAUGAGUGGUGGGCCCAAACCUCAGAGCAUGGAUCAUCCAUGGGACAUCCGCACAGGGUCCGCCAUGCGAAAGGGCCCCAGCGGCACCUACACACCAGGCAGACAAAGCAAGUACAAUCACCUGGGGAAGACUAGAUCCUACAGGAUGUCUCCAGGAUAUCACGCUAACAGACAGGACGCAUCUCAGAACAAGCUGUACGGAGGCCUCCACAGCCCUGAGGUGGAGAGCUACUGUGAAGAUGGCAUGAAGACAGACAACAGGUACAUGGGCGGCCAUCUUGACUGUUACAAUGGCAUGGUGUUGCCUGAGACGGCCAUAAAAACAGAGCAGGACUCUGACUCAGAAAACGGUUGCAAUAUCUACGGCAUGCCCCAAAAUAGAGCCUGGGUUGGGAACGAAAAGCGCUACAUGGGCUACUCAGAAGAACCACAGGUGAAGUCAGAGGCUGACUACUAUGAACAAUACACCACCUGCCAAAAGAACAAGACCAACAUGAGCCCAAUGCUCAAUGGACACCAUAAAUACUUAUAUACAGUGGGGAACAGGGCUCAGAAGGAUCACAGGAUACCACACUCAGACUCUCUGUGUAGCAGUCAGGGAGAAAACUGUAUGGACAUCAGUGUAUAUGGCUACAUGGAGCAAGACAACAAACUGAACUAUGAGUUCAGGAAUCACCUGGUCCACGCUAUAAAGAGGGAACCCAUGGACUCACCUCCAUGGUAUGACAGUGGCCAUGACAUUAGCCAAAUACCCAUGCAGAGAAAUAUGAUUCCCAACUCGUCAAUGAAUGCUAUUGUAUACAAACCAAACCCAUAUAUCUACAUGCAAUGAGCUCAAGGGACAAUCUUAAAAACCAUCUGGACUCCACCUUGCUUCUUUAUUGUAUUGAUUCUUAAAAUAGCAGGGUGGGUUUAUACUCAACUCAGGUAAUCAACAGUGUUACAAAGCAGAAAGAUAUGGAAGCAAUGGAGAGAUGUUUUUAUAUGACAUGAAUAUGACAUGCAGAACCUACUGCAAUUCACAUGAGUUCUACAUUUGUUUUUUAACACAUUUCAUAACUUCUCGUUUUUAAACCAACCAAACCAAGCCCGUCAUGUCAAAUUAACUGUAUUUCUAUUCAAUGCAUUUUACAGCAAAUGGAACAGAAAAUACAUGCAUUGAUUAAUUAAAUUGGGGGCUCCUGAGUUGCGCAGCUGUCUAUGGCACUGCAUCACAGUUCUAGAGGCAUCACUACAGACCCUGGUUCGAUCCCGGGCUGUAUCACAACCGGCUGUGAUUGAGAGUCCCAUAGGGCGGCGCACAAUUGGCACAGCG
Messenger RNA from Oncorhynchus tshawytscha (Chinook salmon), 2568 nucleotides. RefSeq lists its product as uncharacterized. The record is from RefSeq and is a predicted model, not a curated record. Gene Ontology annotation, cellular component: nucleus; aryl hydrocarbon receptor complex. Gene Ontology annotation, biological process: regulation of transcription by RNA polymerase II. NCBI's taxonomy places the organism in Eukaryota, Metazoa, Chordata, Actinopteri, Salmoniformes, Salmonidae. The coding region runs from base 472 to 2085 and encodes 537 amino acids. The transcript has 6 exons. Gene Ontology annotation, molecular function: nuclear receptor activity; transcription cis-regulatory region binding.